AUAAACGACAACGAUGCGGUUCUCCCGCAUCCCACCGAUCUUCGCUAAUGUCGUCCGACAGACACAUUAUCGUAACUAUGCCAAUGGAGUUAUCAAACCAAGAGAAUUCAACAAGGUUAUGGUGGCCAAUCGUGGAGAAAUUGCAAUCCGUGUGUUCCGUGCCCUCACAGAAUUGAACAAAACUUCUGUUGCGAUUUACGCCGAGCAGGACAAAAACUCGAUGCAUCGUCUGAAAGCUGACGAAGCCUAUCUUGUAGGAAAAGGUCUUCCACCGGUUGCUGCUUAUCUGACUAUUGACCAGAUUAUAGAAACUGCCCUGAAGCACAACAUUGAUGCUAUUCAUCCCGGAUAUGGAUUUCUGUCAGAGCGAUCUGACUUUGCAGCUGCUUGUCAAAAUGCAGGAAUAGUGUUCAUUGGUCCUAGCCCCGACGUUAUGGCUCGAAUGGGAGACAAAGUUGCUGCUCGUCAAGCUGCCAUUGAAGCUGGUGUUCAAGUCGUUCCAGGAACUCCUGGACCAAUUACAACUGCUGAUGAAGCUGUCGAAUUUGCAAAGCAGUACGGUACACCAAUUAUUUUGAAGGCCGCUUAUGGAGGAGGUGGUCGUGGAAUUCGUCGUGUUGAUAAAUUGGAAGAAGUUGAAGAGGCAUUCCGUAGAUCCUACUCGGAAGCUCAAGCUGCGUUUGGAGACGGAAGUCUUUUCGUUGAAAAGUUUGUUGAGAGACCAAGACAUAUUGAAGUUCAGCUGCUUGGAGACCAUCAUGGAAAUAUUGUUCAUUUGUAUGAGCGUGAUUGUUCAGUGCAACGUCGUCAUCAAAAGGUUGUUGAAAUUGCUCCAGCGCCAGCUCUCCCAGAAGGUGUUCGUGAGAAAAUUUUGGCAGACGCUCUUCGACUUGCAAGACAUGUUGGAUACCAAAAUGCUGGUACAGUCGAAUUCCUGGUUGAUCAGAAGGGCAACUACUAUUUCAUCGAAGUGAAUGCACGUCUUCAAGUCGAGCAUACAGUAACUGAAGAGAUCACUGGUGUGGAUCUUGUCCAAGCUCAAAUUCGUAUCGCCGAAGGAAAAUCUCUGGAUGAUCUGAAGCUUUCACAGGAAACUAUUCAAACUACUGGCUCAGCUAUUCAAUGUCGUGUCACAACUGAAGAUCCAGCUAAAGGAUUCCAGCCAGAUUCCGGAAGAAUUGAAGUUUUCCGAUCCGGAGAGGGAAUGGGAAUUCGUCUUGAUUCAGCAUCUGCCUUCGCAGGAUCAGUCAUUUCACCUCACUACGAUUCUUUGAUGGUCAAAGUAAUUGCAUCGGCUAGAAAUCAUCCGAACGCUGCCGCAAAAAUGAUUCGUGCCCUCAAAAAGUUCCGUAUCCGAGGCGUAAAGACAAACAUCCCAUUUCUGCUCAACGUUCUUCGCCAGCCCAGCUUCCUUGAUGCAUCCGUCGAUACGUAUUUCAUUGAUGAGCAUCCAGAGUUGUUCCAAUUCAAACCAAGCCAAAACCGUGCUCAAAAGUUGUUGAACUAUUUGGGAGAAGUUAAGGUGAACGGUCCAACUACUCCUCUUGCUACUGACCUGAAACCAGCAGUUGUUUCUCCUCCGAUCCCAUACAUCCCAGCUGGAGCCAAACCGCCGACUGGACUUCGUGAUGUACUUGUUCAAAGAGGACCAACUGAGUUUGCAAAGGAAGUUCGCAGUAGACCAGGAUGUAUGAUCACUGAUACUACAUUCAGAGAUGCACAUCAAUCUCUUCUUGCAACACGAGUACGUACCUAUGAUAUGGCUGCUAUUUCACCUUUUGUUGCCCAAUCAUUCAAUGGUCUCUUCUCACUUGAAAACUGGGGAGGAGCUACUUUCGAUGUUUCCAUGCGCUUCCUCCACGAGUGUCCAUGGGAACGUCUUCAAACUCUUCGCAAACUGAUUCCAAAUAUUCCAUUCCAAUGUCUUCUGCGAGGUGCCAAUGCUAUGGGAUAUUCAAAUUAUCCUGAUAACGUUAUUUACAAGUUCUGCGAGUUGGCGGUGAAAAAUGGAAUGGAUGUGUUCCGUGUAUUUGAUUCACUGAACUAUCUUCCAAAUCUUCUCGUCGGAAUGGAAGCCGUUGGAAAGGCCGGUGGAGUUGUUGAAGCUGCUAUCGCAUACACUGGAGAUGUUACCGAUAAGUCUCGUGACAAAUACGACCUCAAAUACUAUUUGAACUUGGCUGAUCAACUUGUCAAAGCUCAAGCGCAUAUUCUUUCUAUCAAGGAUAUGGCUGGAGUUCUGAAACCGGAAGCUGCCAAGUUGUUGAUUGGCGCUCUCCGAGACAAGUUCCCAGAUAUUCCAAUUCACGUUCAUACCCACGAUACAUCUGGAGCUGGAGUUGCUGCUAUGCUUGAGUGUGCCAAAGCUGGAGCUGAUGUGGUCGAUGCUGCAGUUGAUAGCAUGAGUGGAAUGACUUCUCAGCCUUCAAUGGGAGCUAUUGUAGCUAGUCUUCAAGGAACUAAACAUGAUACUGGUCUUUCUCUUGAUGACAUUUCAAAAUAUUCUGCAUACUGGGAGUCAACUCGUCAACUCUAUGCUCCAUUCGAAUGUGCCACCACCAUGAAAAGUGGAAAUGCCGAUGUUUACAAGCACGAAAUUCCAGGAGGACAGUACACGAACUUGCAAUUCCAAGCAUUCUCUCUCGGACUUGGGCCACAGUUCGAUGAAGUCAAGCGUAUGUAUCGUGAAGCUAAUCUUGUUCUUGGCGACAUAAUUAAAGUUACGCCAUCAUCCAAGAUUGUCGGUGACUUGGCUCAGUUUAUGGUGCAAAACAACUUGACUCGCGAAACUCUUGUCGACCGUGCCGAUGAUCUAUCCUUCCCAAAAAGUGUCGUUGAUUUCAUGCAAGGAAAUGUCGGACAACCUCCAUAUGGAUUCCCUGAGCCAUUGAGAACUAAAGUCCUUCGUGGAAAGCCAAAAGUCGAUGGAAGGCCAGGAGAAAAUGCUAAGCCAGUUGAUCUAGAUGCUGUGAAGGUCGAACUUGAAGAGAAACAUGGACGUACUUUGUCUGAAGAAGAUGUGAUGUCAUAUUCGAUGUUCCCAACGGUUUUCGAUGAGUUUGAGACUUUCCGUCAACAAUAUGGACCAGUUGAUAAGCUGCCAACGAGACUCUUCUUGACUGGAUUGGAGAUUGCGGAAGAAGUUGAUGUUGAAAUCGAGAGUGGAAAAACUCUUGCAAUUCAAUUGCUCGCUGAAGGAAAACUAAACAAGCGUGGAGAACGCGAAGUCUUCUUUGAUCUCAAUGGACAAAUGAGAAGUAUCUUCGUGGUUGACAAGGAAGCUUCCAAGGAAAUUGUAACUCGCCCAAGAGCUCUCCCAGGUGUCCGUGGACAUAUUGGAGCACCAAUGCCAGGAGAUGUUUUGGAGCUGAAAAUCAAGGAAGGCGACAAGGUUACCAAGAAGCAACCCCUAUUUGUGCUUUCCGCCAUGAAAAUGGAGAUGGUCAUCGACUCUCCAAUUGCUGGAACCGUCAAGGCUAUCCAUGCACCACAAGGAACCAAAUGUAGUGCCGGAGACUUGGUAGUUGAAGUUGAACCAUGAACUGACAUCAAUAAACUCGCAUUUUGUCUCUUUUUUUGUUAAUUCCAUUCACCAUCACAAAUUCCGCCACAUCGAAAUUAUAUUUGGCGUUGUGCUAUAUAGAAUGAUUAGCCACCACCUUCUCUUUGCCAUUCGAACCAUCUCAAUGUGUAUAUUCUGUGUAUUGCCUCCCCAAAAUUUUCUAAACGUCUUCAUUGCCAGUAAUUUUUCGUUUUCCCUCCACUUUUGCAUUUAUAUUGUUUUCUUAGAAAAAGUAUUUAUUGCAUCGGGUGCUCAUUGUCUUUGUGUAGAAUAUAAACUCGUUCACUUCUCUCUCAAUUUUAUCACUGAAACUCACCGAAGAGCAA
This is a messenger RNA of Caenorhabditis elegans, 3888 nucleotides long. RefSeq names its product Pyruvate carboxylase 1 (gene pyc-1). NCBI's taxonomy places the organism in Eukaryota, Metazoa, Nematoda, Chromadorea, Rhabditida, Rhabditidae. Gene Ontology annotation, molecular function: ATP binding; catalytic activity; pyruvate carboxylase activity. The record is from RefSeq and is marked reviewed. Bases 14 to 3541 code for a protein of 1175 amino acids. Gene Ontology annotation, biological process: gluconeogenesis. The transcript has 9 exons. Gene Ontology annotation, cellular component: cytoplasm.